Gilbertella persicaria is the source of this 702-nucleotide messenger RNA. RefSeq lists its product as uncharacterized. Lineage: Eukaryota; Fungi; Mucoromycota; Mucoromycetes; Mucorales; Choanephoraceae. The transcript is spliced from 6 exons. The record is from RefSeq and is a predicted model, not a curated record. Bases 1 to 702 code for a protein of 233 amino acids.
AUGCUUUUGAACCUUGACCUUGAUGAGCUGUUGCAUGUGCUGCAGCAAAUAAGUAAGAGGAAAACGGGUGCAGAAAAGCGCGUAUUUAACGUGCUCGCUCAGCUCUCUGGACACAUGACCUUGAAGAAGACGACCUCUUACGAAAUGCGUUUGCAGUCUGGGAUAGUGCCGGACAUCUGUCAGCUUUUCAAGCUGAGCUUGACUCAUGCCCCACAAGGGUAUAAUCAACUCCUCUUCCCUGAACUUGUCAUCUUCUUGGAUUUAGACGACAUAGUCGGGAUCAAAGGGCUAAGCUCAGAUCCAGAUCAUGUAGCCUUGGAUACUUACCGAUUGGGUAUCUUUGGACUACAGAUGCUGCGGUCCUACAGCCUGAAGACUUCUUUGGUCUUUCAAGUGGUCGGUCAGGAAAUGAAGUUCUUCUUGUGUGAAGUGGUGUCUGGUAUUUGCUUCUUGUUUGAGGUAGGAAGCUUGGUUUUUCCGUUGACAUACGACGAGUAUGCCAACGUUUACUCACAAGUCAACACGUUGUACAAUGUCGCCAGUCUGUAUGAGCGGCAUUGUAUACGCAUUGAAAAAGAAAAAGAAAGAGCACAAUGGCAGUUACUCGAUUAUAAUGCUGUCAAGAACAUGUUUGAGAUCAAAACAAGUUACGCUUCAACAGUGAAAAGCAAAGCAGCUUCUUCAGCGAAAGACUGUGAAUAA